AUGGCUACACAAACCGUUGAGGGUAGUUCUAGAUCUGGUCCAAGACGAACUGUUGUAGGAGAUUUAUUGAAACCAUUGAAUUCAGAAUAUGGUAAAGUAGCUCCGGGGUGGGGAACUACCCCUUGGAUGGGGGUUGCAAUGGCCCUAUUUGCGGUAUUUCUCUCUAUUAUUUUAGAGAUUUAUAAUUCGUCCCUUUUACUGGACCAAAUUUCCAUGAAUUAG
Lathyrus sativus (Indian pea) is the source of this 222-nucleotide messenger RNA. The record is from the annotation of a GenBank genome assembly. NCBI's taxonomy places the organism in Eukaryota, Viridiplantae, Streptophyta, Magnoliopsida, Fabales, Fabaceae.